Hyalella azteca is the source of this 3216-nucleotide messenger RNA. RefSeq names its product longitudinals lacking protein, isoforms H/M/V. The record is from RefSeq and is a predicted model, not a curated record. Gene Ontology annotation, molecular function: protein binding. The coding region runs from base 116 to 1582 and encodes 488 amino acids. The transcript has 13 exons. Lineage: Eukaryota; Metazoa; Arthropoda; Malacostraca; Amphipoda; Hyalellidae. Gene Ontology annotation, biological process: regulation of transcription by RNA polymerase II. Gene Ontology annotation, cellular component: nucleus.
ACCGCCGCUUGAGUCUGUGUGGUGUGUUGAGAGUUGUGGCUUGUGAACCACAGUUCUUCUGCCAUCUAACGUGAAGAGAAAAUCUACCGCUAUUCGAAUUUCGAGAUCUGUAGCCAUGCCUCCAGUUGAAAUUCAGUGGUGUGAUCACUCAACUGUCUUGUUGGAGUAUUUGCGACAGUUGUAUGAUGAUGGUCGUUUUGUAGAUGUUGGACUUGAAUGUGAAGGCCGGCAGGUGAAAGCUCAUAAAGCUGUCAUAUCGGCCUGCUCUCCAUAUUUGGAGGGGCUUCUGAAGGGGAACCCUGCCCGCAGCCACCUCAUCAAAUUCAACGGCUACUCGUACAACAGUCUCAGGGCUGUGAUAGACUUCAUGUAUAAUGGGAAAGUUUUGGUGGAACAGGAUCAUUUGGCAGCAUUCCUCAAACUUGGUCGAGCUCUGCAGGUCCGCGGCAUCCUCGAUAUUGCUGCUCAGUGCGAGGAAGCUGGGCUCACCACUGCAGAGGAAACUAAAUCAAAUGCACAGUACAGCACUACCGUGCAGUCUCAAAAACAGCAACAACAGCAGCAGCAACAACAACAGCAGCAACAACAGCAGGCUUCCGCAGGAGCGUUGAAGACGCAACAGUCCGCAGCCGAGACAAAGAAAUAUGCCUUCAUGCUGGACAAGGCCAAGAAACAGCCUCAGCAAGUUGUCAGAAAACAAGAUCAAACUAAGCAACAGCAAGUGCAGCAGCAACAGCAGCAACAACAGGUGCUACAACAGCAACAGAUACAAGAACAACAAAUCCAACAGCAACAACAGCAGGCAUCUCAGCUUUCAGCAGCUGAUGGCAUGCAAGAGGAGGAUUCAAACACCAUAGCAGAGCUGCAGGCAGCACUGGCAUCUGGCCAGGCCUUGCUGCAUGCUGAUGGCUCAGGAGGGGGCGAUACGCUGCAGAUGAUGGGGGGCCAGUGUGUGGUGACGGGGUCUGGCCAAACCUACGUUGUGGUGCAGGAGGGAGAAAAUAUCAGCUUUGUUCCUGCCGAGAUGGUGCAGGGAGAUCUACAGGCUGCGGUAAAUGGUGCACAAGGUGAAGUAGAGGCUGGUGAUGGAAGCGGUGGAGUUGUAACUGGCGAGUCAUGUGCGGGUGAAGGUUCCCAGGAGGAGCUGGUGAGCUCGAGUGAGUUACAGCAGACGGAUGCUGCUGCAGAAGACGAGGGCGAGUCGGCGCAUGGUGGGGGGGAUGCGGGCACCUUGGAGACCAUGAGCGUCGUUGAGAGCCUCGUCAAGCUCGGGGAAAAACCAGAUGAUGCCGAUGGCUGUGCUGAUGCUUCCGAGCUGAAUGCUCACUCGAUGCCGUUGAUAGACAGCGACCUGAUGGACGUCACAAAUGAGGAUGGCGCUGACAUGCCCGAUCUCGGAGUGAACGCUUCCAAAGACGAUGACGAAGGUGACGAAGACACGUGUGAUGACGUCAUGGAUGGUAAAGAUGACGACACGGCUGGCCAAAAAUCAGGUGCCGCCGCCACGGCUUCCCCUUCUUCCAAGCGCCGUAAUUCCAGGGAGUGGUCGCCUGCAGGAGUAAACAAGAAGGCCAAAGUGUAGAUCAUCGCUGCCGCGCGCUGAUGGAGGCUUGGAACGUCGGAACUGCACUACGUUACGAAUUGAGUAUGAUUGCCGACGAGAACAUCACUCCGGUCAGGAAUUUAAUAGGUGCAAAAUAUGGACGGUUAUUUUUUUCGUAUAAUUUGUGUAGAAUGAAGCUUUGUACACCGCUUAGAUGAGAAGUCUUCUAGUUGAGAGAGCAACGUGAACACGGGCAGUAACUUCUAUGAAUUGAUUGAAUUUGGAAUGCACAGUGUUUUCUAUCUACAAUUAAUUCUAUCACACCGGGGGUAACGAAAUUAUGAGUUUUAGAACCAGCAAGCGUCGUGGGUUAGAUUGCUCGCUUCGUUGCAUAGAUGUUUAUAUUAUAUUUUUAUUUUUAUUAGUUGACUUGAUCAAGCGCACGAAUUGACUGCCCAAUUCACAAUUGAUAUCUACAAAUUCUAUUUGUAAAGCUAAGUCUUGUAAUGGACGAAAUGUUUCGACUUUAAGACAGAUGUCGUCAUUAUCAGCAAUCAACUUAAUCAUUAGUAGAAGUUGUUGUAACAAUUUGUUUGACUUACAAUUUUUUGACCAUAAUAUUGCGUGCCAGCACGCCUCCGUGGCACUGAAACUUUCCCAAUACCUCAAACGAAGGUAUUUUAAGGCACCUUAAAAUGUCUCUCAGCCAAUUUCUGCAAAUAUAUUACAGCGGAAAUUGCGAAAUUAAACCAUUUUAGGGUGACUCUCCGAAAUCCGAACGUCACGUUAAAAGAGUAGUUGACGGGUUGCAGCAGUCCACCAUGUCGGCAGGGAGAAGGCAGAUCUGUUCAGUGUAAUGAGGCGAUACUUGACGUCUUCUGUUAUUCGAUGUAGUGAAGUAUAGCGUCGCUAAUGGAAUACUUAACGAUUCAUUACAAGACGAUUGAUCUCUUAUUUUGCAUGAGAGCAAAAUAUCGAACGGAUAAGUUGAACAAUAAAUUCCAAUGUCUUCUGUUGUUACUGCUCGGAAGGCUAAAUUUUGUAUUUCUUUUUUGUCGUAAGUUUAAAGAAGAAAUUCAAUAUUGAUUUAAUCACCCAUAAUACGAUUUUGAAUGUACAAGGUAUUGAAAUAAUCAAAUUAUAAAUUUUAUGGAUUAAGACUUUACUUAGUACUUUAAAACGAAAUUCGGAUUAGACUUAGACUGAUUGUUAUAAUCAGUGGAAUUUUUGUUCCGUGUCCACAACUAAUGUGACGUUCAAUUCCAAUUGUUCAAUGUUGAGGCGUUGAUAAAUCUGUUGUUUCAAGUCGCAGGUAACUGACGGCGGCUCAUAGCGCCCUGCGGUGUCCUUGAGACAAAUAUUUCAAGAUAUACAUAAUCUGAAGUUGUCAAGCGAAAUUCAGGAACCAUUAGACGAAUGUUAAUUGAAUAUUGAGAGCUAAAUUGUCUUCUUAUGUAUCAAUUGUAAGGCUUUCUAUUCCAUAAACAAUAUAGCAAUGAAAGUUCAAUUGAUGUUCGGUGUUAGCAUUAAGUUGUGUGACAUUUUGAAACGAGUCUGUAAGCUGACAAAUGUCGUCUGCGUAGUUGUAGCUGGUACGACGUUUCUUAGUUACUUGUUUUAAGUUUCCCAUUUCUGAGUGAUGUUAGACCUGACAUUAAAGUGAACUAAUUGGU